Molecule: messenger RNA, 4102 nt
Organism: Xiphophorus couchianus (Monterrey platyfish)
Lineage: Eukaryota; Metazoa; Chordata; Actinopteri; Cyprinodontiformes; Poeciliidae
Product: hemicentin-1-like
Exons: 15
Coding region: 253-3882 (1209 amino acids)
Biological process (GO): cell adhesion
Cellular component (GO): plasma membrane
Molecular function (GO): sialic acid binding
Source: RefSeq, a predicted model, not a curated record
UGAAUUAAAUGCAUAAAAACAAAGUUAUGAAAGGAGCACAUAGCCUUAGCCACAGAAAAAAUGCAAAGCAACAACAUACUUACAAACCAACUUCCCCAUUCUUAAUGGUGCAGAAACAGGAAGAAAUAUAGAAAGAAGACAAGAAUGCAGUUUCACCUUCAGUGAAGAGAUUCACUGAAGACGAAACAGAGUUUCAGUAUUUUUCUGAACCUCCUACGUAAAAGUUUCCCAAUUGUUUGGAAUGGACUGAAUAUGUCAAGCUUCAACUCUAGGACGUUUGUUUUCAUCUGGUUAAUCAUGUAUCUCCCUACAUACAUCGGUGCAUUACAAUUGAAAAUCCCCUGUCAACAGGAAGGUUAUUGUGUUACUUUCAAUGAGGAUGAAAUAAGAGCAGAAGCUGGACUCUGUGCUGUGAUACCAUGCUCUUUCAAAUCCCUGUUUGCACCCGAACAUAUUAUUUGGUAUAAAUGUGAAAAAUCUGAGGACAAUUGUGACAAAUCUGUCCCUGUAUUUCACUCUGACAAGAACGAGAAAAACAUUCAACCUAUGUUCAAAGGUCGUGUGUUACUGCUGAACCUGAACAUGACUGAGAAGAACUGCAGCAUGGUGAUCAAUGAUCUUCAGAAAUCUGAUUCUGGAUCAUAUCAGCUCCGAGUUGUGGGAAAAGGAACAGGAGAAGCAUUUACAUAUCUUGUAAAAGCAAAUCUCUCGUUAGCAGAUCUGAACCAAAAGCCCUCAGUGAUGAUUCCUCCACUGACUGAGGGACAGCAGGCCUCUCUGACCUGCACUGCUCCUGGUCUCUGCUCUGGGUCUCCUCCUAAAAUCACCUGGAUGUGGAGAGGAGAAGGAGAGAAAGAUUCUUACAUCAUAGGAAACAUUACUGCUUUAAAAACAGAGAAUCUGACUGCUUUCACAAAGAGACAUGUCUCAACUCUGACCUUUAACGCAUCAGCUGAUCACCACAACACCAGUAUAACCUGCAAAGUCAACUUCAUAGGCUACAUAAAUAUAAAUGAGACUGUGACUCUGAAUGUGACAUAUGCAAGAAAACCUCAGAUCUCUGGUAGAUCAAAAGUUAAAGAAGGAAAUGAACUGAAUCUGAACUGCAGUGUGGACAGUUUCCCUCCAUCAGUUAUCACAUGGACUAAAUCUAGAAAACAAGCCGAACAGCAGAGUCACAAUGUAUCUAAAAAAUGUGGCAGCAGUAAAAUCUGUCAGCGACAAAAAAUAAGUUGCUUGUUUUCCAUCACUAAUGUGACAACAGAAGAUGCUGGUCUUUAUAUCUGCACAGCAAAACAUCUGAACAACACUCAGAGAGAAAAAAUUACUGUAACAGUGACAUAUGCAAGAAAACCUCAGAUCUCUGGCCGGACUACAGUCAUGGAGGGAGACAAUCUGAAUCUGACCUGCAGUGUUGACAGUGUUCCUCCAUCAGUUAUCAAGUGGACUAAAUCUGGAAUAGAAACCAAAUGGCAGGACAACAUUUUAAGCAAAGCAGAAAGCAGACAAGUCUACCUGCUGGAAAAAAGUGGACGUGUCUCUUUUUCCUUCAUGAAUGUAACAACAGAAGAAGCUGGAUGUUACAUUUGUACAGCAACAUACCGGAAUGAAAGCAUGACAGAAGAAGUCCAUGUUAAAGUGACUUAUGUUAGAAAACCUCAAAUCUCUGGCAGAACAACAGUUAUGGAGGGAGAAGAUCUGAAUCUGACCUGCAGUGUUGACAGUGUUCCUCCAUCAGUUAUUACAUGGACUAAAUAUGGAACAGAAAUCAAUUGUCAGGACAAUAUUUUAAGUAAAGCAGAUAACAGCACAGUAGUCUACGGACAGGAAAAAAGUGGAAAUGUCUCUGUUUCCAUCAUGAAUGUAACAGCAAAAGAAGCUGGAUGUUACAUUUGUACAGCAACAUAUGAGAAUGACAGCAUGAUAGAGAACAUCCAUGUUAAAGUGAACUACCUCAGAAAACCUCGGAUCUCUGGUAGAACAACAGUAAAAGAGGGAGAUGAUCUGAAUCUGACCUGCGGUGCUGACAGCUUCCCUCUCUCAGAUAUCAACUGGACUAAAACAGAAUCAAAAACUCACCAGCAGCACAGCAAUUCAUCUAGUGCUUUCAUCAUCACUGAAAACACUAAGAGGAAAGAUGGCAAUGGUUCUUUGUCCAAAACUAAUGUGACAGCAGAAGAUGCAAGGCUUUACAUCUGUACUGCAAAACACCUGACCAAUAAUCUAACAGAACAAAUCAAAGUAACAGUAACGUAUGAUUUCAAAAAUGCAACUGUGGAGGAAGAUCUUCUGAAUCUGAACUGCAGUGUUGACAGUUUUCAGCCACUAGUUGUCAGAUGGACUAAAUCUGGAACAGAAGCAAGUCUAAAAAUAGACUCUUUAAGUAAAGCAUUUACUGUCCAUGUGCUGUAUGAACUGGCAAAUGUCCCUUUUCCCAUCACGAAUGAAACAAUGGAAGACGCAGAGCGCUACAUUUGUACAGCAACAUAUCAGAACAGUACCAUGGAAGAAAAAAUCGAUAUAGUGACUAACAUAAGAAAACCUCAAAUCUCUGUCAGAACAACAGCUGAUGAGGAAGAGGCUCUGAAUCCGACCUGCACUGUUGACAGUUUUUCCUCCUCAGUUAUCAACUUGACCAUAUUUGAAAAAAGCAACCUGCAGAUUAAAAUUUCAAUGAUACUGCAAAACAGCAGUGAAAAUCUCAAGCAAGAACACAGUGGAAUGAACACUUUGUUCAUCAAUAGCGUUAAAGCAAAAGAUGCAGGCCUUUACAUCUGCACAGCAAAAGUCCCAAAUAUAACUCUAACAGAAGAAAUCAAUGUAACUGUUACAUAUAGAAGGAGGCCUCAGAUCAUUGGAAGCCAAACAAUAAAGGAAGGAGAUGCUCUGAAUCUGACCUGCAGUGUUGACAGUGUUCCUCCAUCACUCAUCGUGUGGACUAAAAAUUCACUCAGCAUACUUCCAAGCAACAGAACUAGUUCCCCCAGCAACAAUGGAUCUACUACUCUUGUCGUCUUCAACAUGACAGUAAAAGAUUCUGGACGAUACAUCUGCACAAUAACCUAUGAGAACAUCACUGAGACUAAAUAUAUUGACAUAAAUGUGACUUGGUCUCCAAAGGUGCUGAAUGGUUCUGGAUGUGUGCUUCGGCCAGACGGUUUGACCUGUGUGUGUCUUAGUGCGGGAUUUCCUCUACCUACCAUCCAAUGGCCAUUACUGAAAGACCACACUGAGUACUCCAUCACCAGCAUUGUGUCAAACCACACUGUCAACAGCACUGUUACCAUAACUGUUGAGAACCAUGGCAACAUCAGUGUUGAAUGCGUUAGCAGCAAUGAAAAUGGGGAAGCAAAAAAAAACCUCACAGUCCUCUGGGCAAAAGAAGAAGUAAGCAAGCAAACAACUAAUUCAGAAAAAAAGUUCAUGCUGGAAAUCAUCAUUGCCUUUUUGGUUGGGUUCCUUCUUGCACCUAUCAUCUGCUGUUUGUUGAUGAAAUUCUACAGAAUAAAAUGGAAGAACUCUGCAGAUGAGGGUGAAUCUCUGGAGAUGGUUACGCCACUGAUGUCGAAUGGCCAAGCUGUUCAAGGGAGAGAAAAGAAAGAAGCUUUGGCAGGAACUCCUGAAGCUACCAAUGGUCCAAAGGAAUUGAUGUAUGCCAGAAUUGACUUUUCCCUUCUAAACCGGAUUCCCACAAAACGGAUAAAGAGUUCAGAAAACAAAAACACAGAAUAUGCAGAAAUCAAGGCAAACAAGGAAAACGCUCAUCAAGUGGAGAUGAUGACUGAGGAGGAUAGCGAGAUGAAAAACUGUGUCCAAGAAGUGAAAGAAGAGGCUGAGGAACCAGUGUAUGCAAAAGUGGAGGAUUUAGUUGAGGAGAGUUGAAGAUUGAGACCAGAUGUCCAAAACAGAAUCACAGAAUACCCCAUAAAACUCAAGAAUACAAUAUGGAUGCCAUGAUUAUAAAAUACAGUAAGAGCUAAAUAUCAAUGAUAGUCAUGGUUUGUAUCUCCUGAAACCAGUUGCACAAAUCAUGGUUCAGAACAUCUAUCUGUAAAGAUGUGAUUUAGUGUUUGAAUGCAUAAAAGGCAGACCAAAUACUUAU